Messenger RNA from Diatraea saccharalis (sugarcane borer), 6049 nucleotides. Lineage: Eukaryota; Metazoa; Arthropoda; Insecta; Lepidoptera; Crambidae. The record is from the annotation of a GenBank genome assembly.
AGUACGGCGCAGCCAUGUCGGGCCCGGCGCGCGCGCGUAUAUUCGCGCUCCACCUAGCGCCCGCCGCGUUUUUCCUACUACUAUGGUAUCCUGAAUCUACUACAGCUGUGGCGUGCAACCAAACAGUAUGCGACUGCGCCGGAUUGAAAGGUGACCGAGGCACUCCUGGUCCUCCCGGACUACAGGGUCCACAAGGAGACUAUGGCGAAGACGGUCCUGACGGCCGUGUGGGCAGGGUCGGUGAACCUGGAGACUUUGGGGAACGUGGUGAUUAUGGUGAUAAAGGCGAACGGGGCAUUGACGGACCAUAUGGACCUAGAGGAUAUCAAGGAUCACAGGGCAUGCAAGGAUUAGAAGGUGUAAGAGGAUUACCAGGUCUAGAUGGAUGCAGUGGUGUUGACGGUGUUAUCGGGCCGCCUGGCAGACCAGGCAUUCCAGGAGAUAGAGGCUUGCCUGGUCUUUACGGAGAAAAAGGGUUUCCAGGCUUAGCUGGUGAAGGAGGAUCGAACUCACGCGGAGCGAAAGGAGAACAAGGAGAGUUUGGACGUCCAGGCAGUAUUGGUGAAGUCGGUCCUCAAGGUUAUAGGGGUGACAGUGGACCAGUUGGUGAAGACGGUGAUCAGGGUCCAGCCGGACCGCGUGGUGAAUCAGGUUAUAGAGGAGAUCAAGGUGAUGAAGUGAUCGGACCUGCUGGACAAAAAGGAGAUCAAGGUGAAAUCGGUGAACCUGGCAGACAAUCACAGAUUAUAGUCGAUAAUGAACUACAACAAAAUAUUACUAUAAUAGCAAAAGGAUUCAAGGGUGAAAAAGGCUUAAGAGGAAUGAGAGGUGAAAAGGGAAGCAAAGGCAUGAUAGGCUCUGUCGGCCUACCGGGUCCUCGUGGUAUCAAUGGUAUCCAAGGUCAAAAAGGAGAUCAAGGUUUGGAUGGCCCUAGAGGAAAACCAGGACAUAGGGGCCAAGAUGGACCUCCGGGUUCUAAAGGUGAUAAAGGAGCCCCAGGAUACGCAGGUCUAGAUGGGUCCGAUGGAACUCCUGGUGAAAGAGGUGAAGAUGGACGUUCUGGUAAUCCGGGACCACAAGGUCCAGUGGGAGAGCCAGGCAGAUUCGAUCCUAGUUUAAAUGAGCCAAUUUUGCCUGGCUCUAUUGGUCCACAGGGCCCUGAAGGAUUCGUAGGCCCACUAGGUGCUCCAGGCUUAAAUGGACAACCUGGGUUGCCUGGUAUUAUGGGAUUACCUGGAUUGCCAGGCACAAAGGGUUUUGCGGGUAGACCUGGACCUCCUGGCACUUCUCCGAAGGGUGAACCAGGAAAUGAUGGUUUCAAAGGUUUACCAGGACCAAGAGGCCCGCCUGGGUUCCAAGGUUUACCAGGAUCAAUGGGUGUCAAGGGUUUCAAAGGUAUUACAGUCGUGGGUCCCGACGGUGAAGGGGGUAUGCCAGGUAUAGAUGGUGUGCCUGGUUUUCGUGGUGAACGUGGUGAACCUGGAUUUAUGGGUCCAGCUGGUUUUCCGGGUAGAGGCUGGAUUGGAACCGGACCUCCUGGUGAAACUGGCCGCCCAGGAUUCCCUGGGCCUGUGGGUGAUCCAGGUCGUCCUGGGACACCGGGUUAUCCAGGAUCAAAAGGAGAUCGCGGUGAUGAUUGCCCAAUAUGUCGAUCAGGUUUUCCGGGAGCUAAAGGUCAAAGAGGAGACGAUGGUUUCCCUGGGAUGAAAGGAUUCCCUGGGCCGGAAGGAUUGCCUGGAGCUCGAGGCGUAGACGGAUUCCCUGGUCGACCUGGAACUCCAGGCCCAAAGGGACCUAAAGGAAGUAAAGGACAAUCUGGCAUGGCUGGUCCCCAAGGUCCGACAGGAAGACAUGGAUCUUUGAAACGUCCACCCCUAUCUAUGACUAUAGCAGACCCAGGGGAACAAGGAGACAUUGGAUUUUAUGGACGUAUAGGACAACCAGGAAAUCCAGGGUGGCCGGGCAUGAGGGGAGAUUAUGGACCUCCAGGCAUCAAGGGCAGAUGGGGUGACUACGGUUCACCAGGUCUACCAGGCAGGAACGGGUCAAGAGGACGUGAUGGAAGGCCAGGGAUACCCGGUUGGCCGGCUGAUAUACAUAUAUCUUUCCUUGUCGGACAGAAAGGAGAAAUGGGUCCGAUUGGAGAUUUUGGUGAACCCGGCGAAGAUGGUAUAAGAGGGGAAGUCGGAGAAGCUAUUGGUAGCGACAUAAACAUAAAAGGCUACAAAGGCCGGCCUGGAUAUCCUGGACUAAAAGGUAUACGAGGAAGAAAGGGUCAACAAGGUGAUAUGGGCUAUGACGGGUUCCCUGGUAUCAGAGGUGAUACUGGCAGACCAGGUGGUACAAUGCCAGGCCCAAUAGGUUUUAAAGGUCACGUAGGUGAAAAAGGUGACAUCGGGCCAUUUGGUGAACCUGGUACUCCUGGACCACAAGGGCAAACAGGCUUCCCGGCAAGUAAAGGGCAAAAAGGGUCGCGUGGUGAUAUUGGAGCUUCCAUUAUUUACGGUGACCGUGGUCUGGACGGUGUACCUGGGGGACCGGGAGAAAUUGGAGAACCUGGCUACCCUGGUACUCCAGGCCAUAUGGGAAUUAUUGGGCAGAAAGGAGAUAUAGGCCUGCCAGGAGAUAUUGGUUUCGACGGCCCGAGAGGACCACCCGGUCGUAAAGGAUUACCUGGUAUUAUAAUACAAGGCGCGCGAGGAAUGCCUGGUACACCCGGUUUUCCAGGAGCAAUAGGACCUAUUGGAGAUCCUGGAAUGCAGGGACCAAAUGGUAUACCGGGUGAUGAAGGUCAAAAAGGAAUGAAAGGAAUCGAUGGUUUUAGAGGCGCUCGUGGUCGCCCAGGAGAAAGUGGGCCCAUUGGUUUUCCUGGAUUUCAGGGUCUCUUAGGAAGAACUGGCUUAAUGGGACAAUUGGGUGAUCGUGGAGAAACUGGUGCCCCUGGAUACAAUGGCAGGCCUGGUAUUGUAGGUCCACCAGGGCCACAAGGCCUCAAAGGAUCUCGAGGAGAUAUUGGAUUCCAAGGUGCCCCUGGUGCAGAUGGAUGGCCUGGUGCGAAAGGAGAAUUAGGAGAUUAUGGUUUUCCUGGCCUUAAAGGUUUGCCUGGAGAUAAUGCGAGAGUAGGACUUAAAGGUGACAGUGGUGAACCAGGUUUUAAUGGUAUCUCGGGUAGACCAGGUUUUAUGGGUCUUAAGGGAGAAAAGGGAGAUAUUGGAGACAUCGGUCCUAGCUAUGAAGGAAUGUCUGGUCCCAAAGGUCCAAGGGGAAACAUGGGAUAUUCAGGUAGACCAGGCUUUAAUGGAACAAAGGGAGAAAUUGGUGAUAGUGGUUUAGCGGGAUUUACAGGUGAAAUUGGCGAUAAAGGAUAUCCAGGAGUCGCAGGAAUCCCAGGACGAAAUGGAUAUGAUGGCCUUAAAGGAUUAAUGGGAAAUCGCGGUUUUGUUGGUUUUACGGGCUUAAAAGGAGAUAGAGGUAUGGACGGUGAACCAGGAAAAAUGGGCAUUCCAGGACUUCCCGGUGACCAGGGACCCCGUGGAGUACCAGGACAACGAGGUCAAAUUGGCAGGAAAGGAGAAGAAGGUGAUCCCGGACCUAGUGCCUUUUUGCCAGCUUCAAGGGGUGAUAUGGGUGAAAUGGGUUCAGAAGGUUUUCCCGGUAUUCGAGGUGAUACGGGUGAACAAGGAUACAUCGGUUUUGUAGGUGCCAAAGGAAUAAGAGGUGAUAUAGGUGAAAAAGGGAUGUCUGGUGACAUUGGUUUAUAUGGCCAGAAGGGAUCUGUAGGUGAUCAAGGUCCACCUGGCAUGCCCGGCUUAAAUGGAGCUUUUGCUGAACAAGGUGAACAAGGAAAACCUGGAAUUGACGGUCUUCCAGGAUGGCCUGGACCGAUGGGUCAAAAGGGUGCUCCUGGAGAUUUUGGUAUUGAUGGACCAGAAGGAUCACCUGGAUUGCCAGGGCUCAGUUUUCAGGGUCCUAAGGGAAUGAAAGGUAACGAUGGUAUACAUGGAAGAAGAGGAUAUCCAGGUGCACCUGGCCCAAGAGGAAUGGAAGGUGUACCAGGAUUAACUGGUACCAAAGGUGAUUCUGGCGAAAUAGGUUUUGCAAUAAGUCCCAAAGGAAUGCCAGGUAAUCCCGGCUGGAGCGGUUUACGUGGUAUUAAAGGUGAGGCGGGUGAAUCUGGUGAUUUUGGCUCAGAUGGUUAUAUCGGACCCCGUGGAAUUAUAGGUAUAAAAGGAGAAAGGGGUGAUGAAGGCGAACAAGGUCCUAUUGGUCUACCAGGAGCAAUUGGUUUUAAGGGUGACAAAGGUGACAUGAUUCCAAUAUCAGAAAUUCCACCUGGGCCAGUUGGAGAUAUUGGUCCACAAGGAUUCGAUGGAAGACCCGGUGCUCCUGGCAGACCAGGAAUAGCCGGUCGUAAUGGAAUCCCAGGUUUCAAAGGAUUGAAAGGAGACGCUGGCUAUAGAGGUCUUCCUGGUGAAACAGGACUUAUGGGCUUACAAGGAAUAAAAGGUCAACGAGGCGACCGCGGCCUUGAAGGUUACCGUGGCGAACCAGGCGAGCCUGGUUUACCUGCACCUCCUCCACCGGUACCGAAAUCACGAGGCUAUUUCUUCACAGUACAUUCUCAAACUAGAAUGAUACCACAAUGUCCAGAAGGAACAUCACCACUAUGGGAUGGUUUCUCAUUAAUACAUAUUGUCGCAAACGCUGAAGCUCAUGGACAAGACUUAGGUGCUCCGGGUAGUUGUUUACGUAAAUUUUCCACAAUGCCAUACAUGUUCUGUAAUUUAAACAAUGUGUGUGAUUUCGCGCAAAGAGAAGAUUACAGUUUCUGGUUGUCGACACCAGAGCCAAUGCCUAUGAGUAUGACACCAAUUCAAGCCAGGGAUGUUGGAAAUUAUAUAUCAAGAUGCCAAGUUUGUGAAUCUCCUACUCGGACUAUCGCCAUACACAGCCAAAGCAACGACGUGCCUGCGUGUCCUAACGACUGGGAACAGCUUUGGAUCGGUUACAGUUUCUUAAUGCACACAGCAGGCGCGGACGCGGCGGGCCAAAGUUUGAUAUCUCCUGGAUCCUGUCUGCGCGACUUCCGCACCAAACCAUUUAUAGAAUGUAACGGCCUCGGUCGUUGCAACUACUUCGCAACCGCCAUCUCCUAUUGGCUUUCCACCAUUGACGAUGCAAGAAUGUUCGAAAGACCUCAACAGCAGACUCUCAAGGCCGAUCAAGUAUCCAAAAUAAGCAGAUGUGCAGUAUGCAUGAGGCGAUCCCCGGGUAGGAACAAUAACAGAACGCCAUUCCCGAGUGGCGACGUAGGCUCUGUACCCAAUGCGGUAGUACGCCGUCCUGUCUAUAGGCGGCCAGCGUUCCGACGCGGUGACUACAGACCAGGAGGCCGAUUGGUUCGUGGCCGUCCGCGGCACGCUGCACGCAGAAAUUCGUAGUGUAGAGACUAACGAAAUGUUGAAUAUUCAAAUUGCAUCUCGAAGGAUGCUACCACGUUUAAUUAGCAUGAACGAUUAGAAAAAUCACUUUGUCCAGAGAUGCGGAGCUAAGUGCGAUCUAUCUUCCACGUGAUCAUUAUUAUUUACUCAUAACAAUCUACAGGACGAAUGAAGAGUAAUUUUAUAUUUGGUACCUACUAUGCUUAGUAAAUAUAAUCUUCAACUUACUCGCGUUGUAUUAAGAGCUUAAAAUUGUUUUGCCGCGCAAAGUUCUGCAUCAUUGGUCAUGAUCAUGUUUACUAAUUUACCGGGCGUAUCAUAUGAUUUUUCAUCGUGAUCAAUUUAUAUUAUUUAAUUUUCAUCUAGACUAUAGAGCAUGAAAUGCUUAAAUGUCAUCACUGCCAAAAUAUUUUAUAAUGCUAGUUCUCCAAUAAAUAAUAUUGAAAUUUAAGAAUAUGAAAUUACGAUGGUUUUGUUUACAUAACUAUCAACUUGAGAUAUAUGUAACCUAGUCUAAAUAAAGUAAUAAAGCCGUAACUUUAUUUUUAUAUAAUAAAUUAGAUGGACGAAUGGUUAAUGUAAAUAAAUAAAUUACGUUUAAUAAAUUU